UCGCAGUCUCCCGUUCCAUAGACGCGAAAAAAUAUAUGAAGAGGCGCGUUCCCAGGGCUAGGUUGCCGAUGAUUCAACCAUACAAUCGAACUUGUGGCUGUGGGGUUUUGGCUCGUGCCGUGCCGCCCGCUACAAAAGCCACGGCCGGGUUUACAGUGCUGAGGAGGCAGACGUGGAAAUAGCCAAGAUACAAUACAAGGAGGCUCCUUCAAUCUUUCAUUCAUGGACUCCCUCUCCCUGUACGAGAUCUCCUGCUUCGCCGCUGGGUUUGCCGGCAACCUCUUCGCCUUCGCUCUCUUCCUCUCCCCAGUGCCGACCUUCAAGAGGAUCCUCAAGGCCAAGUCCACGGAGCAGUUCGACGGGCUCCCCUACUUGCUCUCCCUGCUCAACUGCUUCAUCUGCCUCUGGUAUGGGCUCCCCUGGGUCUCCGACGGCCGGCUGCUCGUCGCCACCGUCAACGGCACCGGCGCCGCGUUCCAGCUCGCCUACAUUUCUCUCUUCUUCAUCUACGCCGACAGCAGAAAGACCAGGCUGAGGAUGGUAGGGCUCCUGGUUCUCCUGGUCUGCGCGUUCGCCCUCGUCGCGCACGCGAGCAUCGCCUUCUUCGACCAGCCGACUCGGCAGCAGUUCGUCGGCGCCGUGAGCAUGGCGUCGCUCAUCUCCAUGUUUGCUUCCCCACUAGCCGUCAUGGGCGUGGUGAUCAGGACGGAGUGCGUGGAGUUCAUGCCCUUCUACCUCUCGCUCUCUACGCUGCUCAUGAGCGCCUCUUUCGCGGUAUACGGACUGCUGCUGCGUGAUCUCUUCAUCUACCUGCCCAACGGGCUUGGAGUUGUCCUGGGAGCAACGCAGUUGGCACUCUACGCUUACUACAGCAGGAAAUGGAGAUGCAAGGAUUCAUCUGCGCCGUUGCUUGCCUGAUCAAACCUCAAGUGAUCAAUUCUCAGUUUUAGCUUGGCUAGAAAGGGCGGGUGUGGGGUUCUGUAGGAGAGAAUUGUAUGCCCCGGCCCUGUUUUCCCCAGUUGAUGCUGAAUCAGUUUGUACAGAUUUGCUGGCCUACGCCUCUGUUUAUAUGUUACUCAAGUAUCAUUCUUUUCCUGAAGAAUGCAGAGGGGGAUAUUUUGUUUGAUUCCCCCUUUCUUAUGAAAUGUUUCUCCACACAAAUAUUUCAAUUCUGGGCAUUCUUACUUAAAAUAUCUAGCAAAAGUUCACUUUUCAAAUAUUUGUACAUUUUAUACCACCA
This is a messenger RNA of Triticum aestivum (bread wheat), 1240 nucleotides long. RefSeq names its product bidirectional sugar transporter SWEET2b. Gene Ontology annotation, cellular component: membrane. The transcript has 5 exons. Gene Ontology annotation, molecular function: sugar transmembrane transporter activity. NCBI's taxonomy places the organism in Eukaryota, Viridiplantae, Streptophyta, Magnoliopsida, Poales, Poaceae. The record is from RefSeq and is a predicted model, not a curated record. The coding region runs from base 223 to 918 and encodes 231 amino acids. Gene Ontology annotation, biological process: carbohydrate transport.